This is a messenger RNA of Nomascus leucogenys (northern white-cheeked gibbon), 2324 nucleotides long. RefSeq names its product NBPF family member NBPF15 (gene NBPF15). NCBI's taxonomy places the organism in Eukaryota, Metazoa, Chordata, Mammalia, Primates, Hylobatidae. The record is from RefSeq and is a predicted model, not a curated record.
GCAGGAGUCUGAAGAGGAGGAAGCGCCCCAGGAGUCCUUGGAUGAAGGUUAUUCGACUCUGUCAAUUCCUCCUGACAUAAUGGCCUCGUACCAGUCUUACAGGAGCACCUUUCACUCAUUAGAGGAACAGCAAGUCGGCUUGGCUCUUGACAUUGGCAGACAUCGGUGGGAUCAAGUGAAAAAGGAGGACCAAGAGGCAACAGGUCCCAGGCUCAGCAGGGAGCUGCUGGAUGAGAAAGAGCCUGAAGUCUUGCAGGACUCACUGGAGAGAUGUUAUUCGACUCCUUCAGGUUAUCUUGAACUGCCUGACUUAUGCCAGCCCUACAGAAGUGCCAUUUACUCAUUGAAGGAACAGCACCUUGGCUUGGCUCUUGAUGUGCACAGAAUUAAAAAGGACCAAGAAGAGGAAGAAGACCAAGGCCCCCCAUGCCCCAGGCUCAACAGCAUGCUGAUGGAAGUGGAAGAGCCUGAAGUCUUGCAGGACUCACUGGAUAGAUGUUAUUCGACUCCUUCAACGUACUUUGAACUACCUCACUCAUUCCAGCACUACAGAAGUGCGUUUUACUGAUUUGAGGAACAGCACGUCAGCUUGGCCCUUGACGUGGACAAUAGGUUUUUUACUUUGAUGGUGAUAAGGCUCCACCUGGUCUUAUCAGGUCUUAUCAGGUGGAAUAUGAAUAUGGGAGUCAUAUUCCCACACUAAGCAGCCCUUACUAAGCUGAGAGAUGUCAUUCCUGCAGGCAGGACCUAUAGGCACGUGUAGGUUUGAAUGAAACUGUAGUUCCAUUUGGAAGCCCAGACAUAGGAUGGGAAAGUGGGCAUGGCUCUAUUCCUAUUCUCAGACCAUGCCAGUGGCAACUUGUGCUCAGUCUGAAGACACUGGACCCAAGUUAGGUGUGACACGUUCGCAUAACUAUGCAGCACAUGCCCAGAGUGAUCUGUCAGACAUUCUAAUUUGAACCACGUAUCUCUGGGUAGCUACAGAGUUCCUCAGGGAUUUCAUUUGGCAGGCAUGUCUCUGAGCUUCUAUACCUGCUCAAGGUCAGUGUCAUCUUUGUGUUGAGCUCCUCCAAAGGUGUUACCCUGGUUUCAAUGAACCUAACCUCAUUCUUUAUAUCUUCAGUGUUGGCUUCUUUUAGCUGAUCCAUCUGUAACACAGGAGGGAUCCGUGGCUGAGGAUUGUAUUUCAGAACCACCGACUGCUCUUGACAAUUGUUAACCCACUAGGCUCCUUUGGUUAGAGAAGCCACAGUCCUUCAGCCUCCAAUUGGUAUCAAUACUUAGGAAGACCACAGCUAGAUGGACAAACAGCAUUGAGAGGCCUUAGCCCUGCUCCUCUCAAUUCCACCCUGUAGAGAACAGGAGUCAGGAGCCGCUGGCAGGAGACAGCAUGUCACCCGGGACUCUGCCGGUGCAGAAUAUGAACAAUGCCAUGUUCUUGCAGAAAAUGCUUAGCCUGAGUUUCAUAGGAGGUAAUCACCAGACAACCGCAGAAUGUAGAACACUGAGCAGGACAACUGACCUGUCUCCUUCACACAGUCCAUGUCACCACGAAUCACACAACAAAAAGGAGAAGAGAUAUUUUGGGUUCAAAAAAAGUAAAAAGAUAAUGUAGCUACAUUUCUUUAGUUAUUUUGAACCCCAAAUAUUUCCUCAUCUUUUUGUUGUUGUCAUUGAUGGUGGUGACAUGGACUCGUUUGUAGAGGACAGGUCAGCUGUCUGGCUCAAUGAUCUACAUUCUGAAGUUGUCUGAAAAUGUCUUCAUGAUUAAAUUCAGCCUAAACGUUUUUCCGGGAACACUGCGGAGUCAAUGCUGUGAGUUUCCAACCUCAGCCCAUCUGCAGGCAGAGAAGGUCUAGUUUGUCCAUCACCAUUAUGAUAUGAGGACUGGUUACUCGGUUAAGGAGGGGUCUAGGAGAUCUGUCCCUUUUAGAGGCACCUUACUUAUAAUGAAGUAUUUGGGAAAGUGGUUUCCAAAAGUAUAAAUAUCCUGUAUUCUAAUGAUCAUCCUCUAAACAUUUUAUCAUUUAUUAAUCAUCCCUGCCUGUGUCUAUUAUUAUAUUCAUAUCUCUACACUGGAAAUUUUCUGUCUCGAUUUUUACUGUACCUUUGUUUUUGCUAGUGUCUGUUGUUGCAAAAAAAGAAAAAAAAACAUUCUCUGCCUGAGUUUUUUGUCCAAAGUUAAUUUUAAUCUAUACAAUUAAAAACUCUUGCCUAUCACUCUGGACUGUUGGAUUGCUUUUUACAUUCAGUGUUAUAAUCUUUGAUUAUGCUGAUUGGUUUUGGUGAGUACUGAUGCGAAUUAAUAAAAACAUUUCAUUUCC